AAAAUCAUCAACCGUUCUGCAAGAAUUCCUGAAGAAAAUGGAAGAGAAUGGCGAUGUGCAAACGAUGGUGAAAUUGGAAACGGAAUGGAAGGACUACAAGACCUCUCUCGGAAAACAUUAUGAUAAAAGCGAGAACAAUUUGAGAAUGGCAAUAUUUGAAAGUAACGAAAUAUUGACAGAAAAGAUAAAUAGAAAAUAUAAAAAAGGCUUGCUUACUUAUACAACUGCUUUGAAUGACUUGGCUGAUUUGACUGAAAGUGAAUUUUACUUGAUGAAUGGACUUCGAUUUUCCAAUGAAACUGGAAAAAGGCACACUCGACAACUUAGUGGUAGUUUGUAUCAGUAUAAUAAAACCGAUAAAUUGCCGAGAUCUGUUGAUUGGAGAAAGAGAGGCUACAUUACAUCGAUUAGACAUCAAGGUGAAUGUGGCAGUUGCUAUGCAUUUACUGCAGUUGCAGCAUUAGAAGCUCACCACAAGAAGAAGACCGGAAAACUUAUCGAUUUGUCGCCGCAAAAUAUUGUCGAUUGUACAUGGAAAUACGGUAACAGAGGUUGCGAUGGUGGCCUUAUGAAUCCGGCCUUUCAUUAUGCAAAAUUGUACGGCGUUAUGGCAGAGUCGAAAUAUCCGUAUGUUUCCGUUGCUAGGCAGACUUGUAAUUGGAACAAAAAAGAUGUUGUUGCCACUGAUAAGGGUUAUUAUUUCAUACAACGAGGUGACGAAUUAGGACUCAAACAUGCUGUUGCCAGGCGCGGACCUGUUGCUGUUGGAAUUUCCGGACAUCAACCCAGUUUCCGAUUUUAUAAAUCCGGUGUUUAUGGUGAUAACACAUGUAAUGUACCAACUCAUGCAGUAUUGGUCGUCGGUUAUGGAACGCAUAAAAUUCACGGAGAUUAUUGGAUUAUUAAAAAUAGUUGGGGAACUCAUUGGGGGAAAAAUGGAUAUGGUUAUCUGGCUCGAAACAAAGGGAAUAUGUGCCACAUUGCUACAAUGGCUUCAUUCCCUAUGUGA
Messenger RNA from Acanthocheilonema viteae, 1009 nucleotides. The record is from the annotation of a GenBank genome assembly. Lineage: Eukaryota; Metazoa; Nematoda; Chromadorea; Rhabditida; Onchocercidae.